AUGUAUCUUACAGGGCAACAUAAUCAUGUCCCGGAUCUGUCGCUUGUCAAGGACAUCACCCAUGUUAUUCUAGCUUUUAUGCGAUCGGAAGUGUUCAACCAAGAGGAACCACAAGAAUGGCCACUGUUUACCACUGUCAACGCUGUCCGAGCUCAGUUCGCUCCUGGCACCUCCAUCAUGAUUGCCAUCGGCGGCUGGGGUGACACUGUUGGCUUUCCUGCGGCUGCUGCAGAUGCAAGUGCACGGAAACGCUUCGCGAGAAACGUGAGAACCAUGGUUGAUGCUACAGGAGCCGACGGCGUCGAUAUUGACUGGGAGUAUCCCGGAGGCAACGGGGAAGACUACAAAAUCGUUCCCAAUGCUGAAAAGGACUGGGAGGUCGAUGCAUUUCCCAAAUUACUAGCAGAGAUCCGUUCUGCACUUGGGGCGACAAAAGUGAUAUCGGCUGCUGUCCCUGGUCUCCCCAGAGAUAUGAUCGCCUUCACCCACGGGGCAGUACCGAAGAUAGAUGCUUCUUUGGAUUUCUGGAACGUUAUGACUUAUGACUUGAUGAACAGAAGAGACAACGUGACCAAACAUCACGCUGGAAUCUCUGCAUCUUUGGCUUCCGUCGAUGCAUAUCUUGAGCGAGGUGUCCCUUCAGGUAAGGUCAACAUUGGACUUGCCUUCUAUGUGAAGUGGUUCAGGACAGGCCCGACUAGCGAGUGCACAGAGAAGCUUAUUGGAUGUCCUACACUGCUACUGGAAGAUCCAGACACAGGUGCUGAUCUGGGAAGAGCUGGGGCAUUUUGCUGGGUGGACGAAGUGCCGUCGGAUUUGACGGCCUCUUUCGCCAAAGCCAUGGAUAACGGUCGCUAUGACUUUAACGGUGGUGGGCAGUAUUACUACGAUUCGGAGGAACACAUCUUCUGGUCAUGGGAGUCAACAGAGUCGGUUGCGCGAAAGGCAACUGCCCUGGUGAGGACUAGAAAGAUAGGAGGAGUUUUCGCUUGGGGUCUAGGUGAGGAUUCGAAGGACUGGAGUCACUUGAAAACUUUGACGGCAGCAUAUCAAGUACUUGGGUCGCCGUCUCGAAGUGGCCACGAGUCACUGAGAAAGGACGAAUUAUGA
Molecule: messenger RNA, 1110 nt
Organism: Exophiala viscosa
Lineage: Eukaryota; Fungi; Ascomycota; Eurotiomycetes; Chaetothyriales; Herpotrichiellaceae
Product: glycoside hydrolase superfamily
Exons: 2
Coding region: 1-1110 (369 amino acids)
Biological process (GO): chitin catabolic process; carbohydrate metabolic process
Cellular component (GO): extracellular region
Molecular function (GO): chitinase activity; chitin binding
Source: RefSeq, a predicted model, not a curated record